Chondrus crispus (carragheen) is the source of this 1448-nucleotide messenger RNA. RefSeq lists its product as hypothetical. The coding region runs from base 1 to 543 and encodes 180 amino acids. The record is from RefSeq and is a predicted model, not a curated record. The transcript is spliced from 2 exons. NCBI's taxonomy places the organism in Eukaryota, Rhodophyta, Florideophyceae, Gigartinales, Gigartinaceae.
AUGACUGCCAUAAUGCUCCGAAAUCACUCAAAAUAUCUCCCGGUGCCCUCCACUUGCCCUCUACCAAUCCGCAUAGUGUUUGCUAGGGGCCUGCACUGCCCAGUGGCCUCCUGCGCCUCCCAUUGCAUCCUUCCAUCCCGUCGCAAACCACCCGAAACGCUGCAAUCCGGUUCUUUCAGGGUACAGUAUCUUGAUCGAGCAACGUUUACGAAGAUGGAGAUAAUCGACAAGUGCGAAACGCGUGACGAAAGGAAUCAAUUCGUUUCAUCCAUUGUUGUGUACAACGAUGGGGCAAACUAUUAUUACGCUGAAUCUUCGACUCUCGAACCUGAAGACAUUGACGAGGACAAUGUCGAAAAACUAGAGAAAGUUGUGCUCAUCCCCGUUGGUCAUAUCUUCCCGGCGGUCGCACCCAACCUCCGAACUGUUGAGUCCUGCGAUGCGAAUGUGCAGUUCCUGAAGAAACCUCGAUUGACUGGGUACAGCCCGACGACAACCGAAUGUCAUUCCCGACCGCUUCUUGCACGAGGCCAGCGUGCUUGAUUCUAUAUCGAAGAAUCCGCAUCCGAACAUUGUCAAGUACUUUGGAUGUGUCUUAGAGAAGGAAAGAGUCAUUGGCAUAUGCCUGGAGAGGUGCGUAGAGACUCUUUAUGAGAGAACGUGGCUUAAGAAGGCUACUGUUAACAAGGAUGAGGUUAUGAGGAGUGUGUGCAGUGCGAUAAAGCACCUCCACCGCAUUGGUUUCUGCCACAACGAUGUGAGCUUGGGGAACAUCAUGUUUCGAGAAGAUGGGACGGUAGUUCUCGUCGAUUUCGAUUCGUGCCAACGAACAGGGAACAAGUUGGGAAGCAAGUCCGGUACGCCCGACUUCUGCGAUCUAACUGCGACCCUCUCAAAUCCAGAGAACGACUUUUACAGCAUUGAACGAGUGAGACGCUACCUGGAGACUGGUAAUCUAAUUGCAAUAGACACAGAUGACUGUUGAAAGAUGUAGAUUGCCAUAAAAGUACGUAAUGACUGCCUGAAAAGAGAAUGCAUAACCGUUGCCAUAUCAUUCAGCACCCUUGAAGUCCUAGUCUUACUUUGUGGGUUUGUCGGUGACCCCAGACGUUCCUUUCGAGACCUUGCGCGUACGAUCCCUGCGAUCAGCAGAAGUUUCGGAGGGCUCACGGGUGGUUCCAGUGUCCAUGGAAGACGUGUCCAAUUGCAUGGCAGUACGAUCACCAAUCGUGUGAGCUGUGAAUGUCGUUACGACUGAGGGCCAGUCCUAACAAAGGACUUUUUUCUCUUUUUUCCUUUCCCUCGCCCCGUUUUUAUUGAGUUCUUCACUAAAAUCGGAAGCACAUUGCUGUAGUUUUUACUGUAAUGCCAUCCCAAAGUUCCACUCCUCGGAAAUGGAACAGAGUCUGGACGGUCUGCAGAUCCAUGCAGCAUGGAAGGUACAGCAA